Molecule: messenger RNA, 1063 nt
Organism: Antrostomus carolinensis (chuck-will's-widow)
Lineage: Eukaryota; Metazoa; Chordata; Aves; Caprimulgiformes; Caprimulgidae
Product: tetratricopeptide repeat protein 9A-like
Exons: 3
Coding region: 1-303 (100 amino acids)
Biological process (GO): protein folding; negative regulation of apoptotic process
Cellular component (GO): endomembrane system; cytosol; membrane
Molecular function (GO): protein folding chaperone; protein binding
Source: RefSeq, a predicted model, not a curated record
AUGGUUAGUGGGGAUGCGCUGCAGAAUCUUUACUGCGAGUCCUGCCUGCUCCAGGCCGAGCUGGUGAAUUAUGAGCGAGUCAAGGAGUACUGCCUCAAAGUGCUUCAGAAAGAAGGCGAGAACUUCAAGGCGCUCUAUCGAUCAGGAGUGGCAUUUUACCACUUGGGUGACUUCAACAAGGCCCUCUACUACCUGAAAGAGGCAAGAUCCCGCCAGCCAACAGAUACCAAUGUCAUACGAUAUAUCCAGCUGACAGAGAUGAAGCUCAGCAGGUGUUCCCAGAGAGAGAAAGAAGCCUUGUGAAAAUGAAGCCGCUUCAGCUGAAGUGCCCAAGGGGGAACAUUUCAUUCCUAAAAGCCCAUUUGGUGGAUUUUCCUGUUUACUCUGCCUCAUCCUCAUCUCCUCAUCCAUCCACUCUCCCUUGCUCUACAUUGAAUCCCAGUUUUGAAAAAAAAAAGACUUAGAUGCUGAAUAUGGCUGCUUGCCAACCGUGGUAAUACCCCUUCCCCGUGGCAGGAGAGUACAAUGGCUACAACCAGCCUCGUUCCACAACAGUGUCACGCAUCUGGAGUAGGCAAUGCUGGGGGACCUUUUUGGUCCUGAGCUGACUGCCUAUUUCCCUUAGGGAAGCAAACCCCAGAACAAUGACUUUCCUGACCAGGCAAGUUGGAGACAAACAGUUUCUGCUCUGAGUGAUCACUGGAGCUUGGAAGAACUAAGAAACCAAGAGAGCCGCUGGUCAUUUCACAGGGGAUAGCAAAUGCCUUUUUACCAUCCAUUCCCCCUGCCUGCUUCUCUAGUGUGUGUUACCAUUCUCCAGUGAGAGCUCACAUGCUCCCAGUCUAAUACCAGUGAAAACUUUCUAAACAUCCUCUUAAUGAAAGCACAGAGCACCCUAUGACCCAACCCCCCCCCACCCCCACAGAGCUGUCCCAGUGCCAGAGGCGAAGGCUGUGGGCUACCACAGAACACUAAAUGGACUGUGAAAGCAUGGUGUACAGUGUGAGGGAAAAACUGUGAAAUAAAUCAUUAAAGGCAAAUAAAAAUUAUUAAUAGGCAACAA